Nestor notabilis (Kea) is the source of this 1532-nucleotide messenger RNA. It is a transcript of the gene MPP1, whose product is annotated as membrane protein, palmitoylated 1, 55kDa. Gene Ontology annotation, cellular component: cell-cell junction; plasma membrane. The record is from RefSeq and is a predicted model, not a curated record. The annotation marks the transcript as partial. The transcript has 11 exons. Gene Ontology annotation, molecular function: signaling receptor binding. Lineage: Eukaryota; Metazoa; Chordata; Aves; Psittaciformes; Psittacidae.
GCCACCACUCAGUCCCCGGGCGCCGUGACUGAGGACAUUUACACCAACGGCUCAGUGUCCGCGGGCAGCCCUGCCCACAGCAGCAGCCGCGAGAUGCGCAAGAUACGCCUCGUCCAGUUCGAAAAGGUCAUGGAAGAGCCCAUGGGAAUCACGCUGAAGCUCAACGACAAGCAGAGUUGCAUGGUGGCCAGGAUCUUCCACGGGGGCAUGAUUCACAGACAAGGCUCCCUUCACGUGGGUGAUGAAAUCAUAGAAAUCAAUGGGCAGAGCGUGAGCAACCACUCAGUUGACCAGCUGCAGAAGAUGCUGAAAGAAACCAAGGGGAUGGUCUCAAUAAAAGUCAUUCCCAACCAGCAAAGCCGCCUGCCUGCUCUCCAGAUGUUCAUGAGGGCGCAGUUUGACUAUGACCCCAAGAAAGACAACCUGAUCCCCUGCAAGGAAGCGGGGCUGAAGUUUCAGACUGGUGACGUGAUUCAAAUCAUAAACAAGGACGACAGCAACUGGUGGCAGGGCCGGGUGGAGGGCUCCUGCACCGAGUCAGCAGGACUCAUCCCUUCUCCGGAGCUGCAGGAGUGGCGUGUGGCGAGCGUCACCCAGUCCAGUCAGAGCGAAUCCCCGAGCUGUAGCCCCUUUGGGAAGAAGAAGAAGUGCAAAGAUAAAUACCUGGCCAAGCACAGCUCAAUUUUUGACCAGCUGGAUGUGGUUUCCUAUGAGGAGGUGGUGAGGCUGCCUGCCUUCAAGAGGAAGACUCUGGUGCUCAUCGGGGCCAGUGGCGUGGGCCGUAGCCACAUCAAGAACGCUCUGCUCAGCAACCACCCGGACAAGUUCAUGUACCCACCUCCAUACACCACACGGCCCCAGAAGAAGAAUGAGGUGGAUGGGAAGGACUACUACUUCGUCUCCACCGAGGAGAUGACGCGGGACAUCUCAGCCAAUGAGUUCCUGGAGUUUGGAAGCUACCAGGGAAACAUGUUUGGCACCAAGUUUGAAACAGUGCACAAGAUCCACCAGCAGGACAAAGUUGCUAUUUUGGACAUAGAGCCCCAGACCCUGAAGAUUGUCCGCACGGCCGAGCUCUCCCCGUUCAUAGUGUUCAUUGCCCCAACAGACAAGGCAGAGCAGACAGAGGCUUUGCAGCAGCUCCGGAAGGAUUCGGAGAGCAUCCGGAGCCGAUACGCACACUACUUUGACCUCUCGCUAGUCAACAACGGGGUGGAAGAAAGCCUCCAGCUGCUGCAGGAAGCCUUUGAGCAGGCCUGCAACUCCCCACAGUGGGUGCCUGUCUCCUGGGUCUACUGAGAGGGCAUCCGACCCCAGCCGCUUCCCAUCAGCCAUCCUGCAGCCGUGGGGAGAAACCUCCUCCUCAGCUUUCCCUGAUCCACACAGAGCCCAGCACAGCUCCCUUCCUCUGCUGCUCCUCAGACAUGGUCUCAAGUGGUUGACACACAUAACAGGAUCUCCAGAUCCCCUCUCCCAAGGGAACACCAGACAGGGAAUGCCCAGGGGACAGCUGCCUCCUGGGGUACCACAAU